This is a messenger RNA of Hypomesus transpacificus, 2057 nucleotides long. It is a transcript of the gene tfe3b, whose product is annotated as transcription factor binding to IGHM enhancer 3b. Lineage: Eukaryota; Metazoa; Chordata; Actinopteri; Osmeriformes; Osmeridae. The transcript is spliced from 5 exons. Gene Ontology annotation, molecular function: DNA-binding transcription factor activity, RNA polymerase II-specific; protein dimerization activity; RNA polymerase II cis-regulatory region sequence-specific DNA binding. The record is from RefSeq and is a predicted model, not a curated record. Bases 834 to 1640 code for a protein of 268 amino acids. Gene Ontology annotation, biological process: regulation of transcription by RNA polymerase II. Gene Ontology annotation, cellular component: nucleus.
AGCGUUAAGAGCUUCUUAACGAAUCUGGGAAACCCAGUCAUUAUCAGUCUUAUCAAUUUUUGAUGAUGACAUUAAUCAACUCGUGUUAAUCUUUCUAGCACUGGCGUGUGAGGCAAAUUAUAUAUUGGAAUAAGAGUAGAAACUGCGCUGAAAUGUUUUUCUUAUUCAUAUGCAAAAAUAGAACCAAUUUAUCAGACAAUUUGCGCACUAUCAAUAAAUAUGUACACUAAAUUGUGAAUCAAUACUACAGAGUUCUUUGAAUGACAACCUCACUGUAAACUGUUGGUUGGACUCCUCAAACUGAAAUUCCCUGGUGGUGGAGUAAAUAUAUACUUGUGAAACAUUGCACCCAUUGGGCCAGUGUUCUCUGGGUGGGGUGGGACACCAGUGGACUACAUGGAGUGGAAUCAUGCAGGGCAAGAAGGUAUGUUAAAUAUUUCAGUGUAGUUAAGUGUUAUAGUAGUCAAAGUUCGAAGGUUUUAAGGAAGUUUGCCAAUUGUCAGAAAAUGAGGAUUUUGCUUGUGCAGGAGCAUGAAAAUAAAAUAAAUAAAUGAGGUAACUAUUAAUAUGAGUACAGAGGCUAUCAGAUGUAAAUUUCCAAUACAAUGUGUGUCAUUAUAUUAGCAUGAGCCUGUUUCCUAGGGAUUUUUAUAUGAACGUCACAAGGAAGUUGUAACUGAAUUUGUGGUAUACUUCAGUUUAUGUUCCACAGUUUAUCAUAAUAUGCCAUUACAGAUGUCCGACUACGUUACAGUUGUAAUUUUAUGUUAUUUAAAUAAUUGUGUUGCUUUCAGCUCUCUGGCAACCUCCUUGAUGUGGACCAUACUCCUGGAAUGGCAUUACCUACCAUGACUGUCAGCAAUUCCUGUCCUGCUAACAUUAAAAGGGAAAUACAUGAUGCUGAUGCAAAAGCUCUAAUGAAGGACAGGCAGAAGAAAGACAAUCAUAACCUCAUUGAGAGAAGGCGAAGGUUUAACAUCAACGACCGCAUAAAGGAGCUGGGGGAUCUAAUACCCAGGUCAAAUGACCCUGAGAUGCGUUGGAAUAAGGGAACCAUCCUGAAGGCGUCUGUGGAUUACAUUAGGAAGAUGCAGAAAGAGCAACAGAGGGCAAAGGAUAUAGAGAGGUGUCAGAAGAAAAUGGAGCAUGCUAACCACAGUCUAAUGCUACGUAUACAGGAACUUGAAAUGCAAGCUCGGCUCCAUGGUCUCUCAACCGUAGAGUCUUCUGGCCUGACCUCAAAAUCCUCUUUUCAGCAGCAGCAUCCACAGCAGCUACAUCCUCAUAGACGCCAGCCUCUGGUGCCCGGUCCUGGAGAGGCCUGCUCUCAAACCCUCCUCAGCCUUGGAGUAGCAGUCAUGGGACAAACUGUUUCCUUUCUCUCUCCACCAUCUUCUGACUCACCUGUGGAUUUGACUGUCAGCAAUUCACUUGACUUGGGGAGUCUGAGCUUUUCUGAAUUGGAUGACCCCUCCUCUUCAGUACUGUUCCCUGAUGUGGGCCUAGGGGACAUACUCAUGGAAGACAGUUGUGCCCUGAACUCGGAGAUGCUGGCAGAUAACCUGCUAUCACCUUUGUCACAUUGUGUCUCCAAAACAAGUAAUUGCAGGAACAGCUUAAAUAUGGAUGAAGACUUGUGACAGGGUUUUGCUUGAGUUAUUACAAAAAAAACAAGAGAAGAAGGUGCAUCUGCUAGACUUCCCAAUGAAAUCACCAUCCAGCCAUAACAAUUGAAGCCAUGUCCUGGAAAUGUAUAUCCAGGUGUGUCCUUCCAACAGCUUAGACCUUGAAUUAGUGAUUGGCUAACUGUUCUACUCACUCAUUUAAAUAAAUAUGUACUUAAUUUUUCUUUAAUAUAUCUUAAAUAUAUAGGCCUAUUAUAUUAUGCCUUAUUGACAUACAGAAUACAUUUGCAGCAUUAGCCUACUUUACCUUCUCAGCUGUGAUGUCAACAGGAAAUUCACAAAAGAAGUUUAAUUUAACUUUCAACUUGGUAGUGAUAUGCAUGACUAAUUUCAUUGUUUUGUCUAGAUGCAAAAUACCAAAGGUAUAUUUAU